Molecule: messenger RNA, 522 nt
Organism: Bursaphelenchus xylophilus (pine wood nematode)
Lineage: Eukaryota; Metazoa; Nematoda; Chromadorea; Rhabditida; Aphelenchoididae
Source: the annotation of a GenBank genome assembly
AUGGUGCUCAUCAGAUCCCGCUCUAUUGUAAAUAACGACAUCAAUUCUAUUGGUAGCGAUAUCCCUUUUAAAGUAAGCCAUUCAACGAUUACAACAAACUUAACAAAUCCAGUUAUAAAUUGUGUUCCAGGUGGUCAGAACAUGUUCCCUCCCGAGCGUAACCACUUCUCUGAAUACUUAUAAGACUUACUGGCCCUCCUAUCGUCAGCCAGUUUCUUAUGCUCAUCGAUAUUACACUAGUCACAGUUAUGUAAGCCCUCUUUUCUCUUUAUUCCUCCUUAGUAUGAUGACUAUUGGUACAACAAAUACCGUUACAUAACCCCUUACUGGUCCUUUUAUCGAGCCAAACCGAGUUAUUUCCAUGUUCCAUCCUACUGUUCCUACGGUUAUAUGAACGCAGUGUAAGUCGGCCGAUGCGGAAUGUUGUGUAAUAUGAAUAAUUUUAGUUAUGAUUACCGUCCCUUUUCUCCCAACAGUUACUACACUCCCUUCAGAUGCUUCAGAAUUUCAAGUUUCCAUUAA